Messenger RNA from Oldenlandia corymbosa var. corymbosa, 4930 nucleotides. NCBI's taxonomy places the organism in Eukaryota, Viridiplantae, Streptophyta, Magnoliopsida, Gentianales, Rubiaceae. The record is from the annotation of a GenBank genome assembly.
CCUCCAACUAGUGUUACUAAAUGGGAAAAUCGACGAAGACGAGUUUAGCUAUUUGAGUUUCACUUGUAAUUUUACUUAAAACAACUCCCUAAUGAUGAUGAUUUAUUAAGCACGUCUUUAUCAAUUUUGUUUCUAUUUGCGUCUGCUUCCUUCUCUUUACGUUUCCGAUGAACUAAGAAAGCGGUUUUGCCUCUUGUACAAUUUCAAGCGCUUCCACUGCCCUUAUCUUAAUCAGCAAUAUGAAACGCCUUCCUCUGAACGGAAUACAAUACGCCGUUCUUAAUGGAAAUCACCGGCAUCAUUCUGUUUCAUCUCCAUCGCUGUAUAAGGAUAGCCGGAUUUUUAUUUUUGCGCGCAUUCGCAUUUUUCCAGCUUUCGACGGGAACCGGUGGCUCAGUACCAAAGCGGAUUCAAUUCCAUCCGAGUUUCGGGGAUCCAACGCGUAUGAGAUGUUAGGCGUCUCAGAGACCAGCUCAUUAGCUGAAAUUAAAGCGUCCUUUCAUAAAUUAGCUAAGGAGACUCACCCUGACCUUGCUGAUUCCUCCGCCUCCCGGCGAUUCAUCAAAAUCCUUGCCGCUUAUGAGAUACUUUCCGACGAUGAGAAAAGGGCACACUAUGAUGAGUAUUUAUUAUCUCAAAGAGUGAUAGUUCAGGGAUAUUACAGAGAGGGUUCUGUUAUGUAUACGUAUGAGUCACGUCGAGCAGCAGGCAGGGAGACGGAAGUGGUAGAAUGGCUGAAAUGGUAUAGAAAUGCAGUGAAUGAGAUUUUGGCUGAGAAAAGGGUGGUUGUAGGGUCAGGUUAUUUUGAUGUACUGGAAAGAGAUUUCUACUCAGCAAUACAUGCUGCUUUCUAUGGCCCUGAGAUUGACUCCUUUGAUCUUCUUCCUGAAUGUUUCGAAGCGGAGGUCAGGUCUGAUCUUGGGACUCCGGAGGUGCUGCACUUGGUGUCUGGACGGGAUCUCUUUGGCAUGGUUUGUGUAGCCAAUCACGUCCCUGUUAUAACCCAUGCCCACAGGAAAGAAUUAACAUCCUUUGCAUCAGAUUUAUGCCGAUCUGUUGUUGGUAUAUUGAAAGGCUGUGGUACGACUGGUGGUGGCAUUCAUCAGAAGAGAGUUACUGAAUCUGGUUAUGACACCUCUGACGCAUAUAAGAACCUUGAAUUGUACAUAGCAGGAAGGUUAGUUGCUGUAGCCACUAGGGUUCCACCAAAGAUUGAAGAAGGGAAGCAGAACAAAGAAGAUAGGAUCCGUAUUUAUCUUGUCUCACAUGGUGAGUCUACAGGCUUAAGUCAAGGAAUUGAUGAAGAUAGUGAUCUGGAUUAUUCAGUUGGAUAUAGGGUACCCCUGGGAAGCAUAAGUGGCCUUGGGACCAGCCCCGAGGAAGGAUCCUGCACUGUAUAUGAUAACCGGGAAGUCAACACCCACGUAAUUAUGAAGCAUAGAACGUUGCUGGUGAAACACCUGCAUUGGUACCAAUUAGGUGAAAGAGCUUCAAUUUGUGAAUGUAGAUGCACCAGAGCAAGGUUGCCACCUAGCAAGUUUUGGAUAUUCGAGCCUCGCUGUUGUAUGCAUGACAUUGGAGGUUGGUAUGUGGAGACAUUCGGCAGGGACAAGAAGGCACGCAAUGUCCCAUCUCAAAGAUACUGGAAUGGAUCUGACACUAAUCAAUUCUUCGAAAAGAGCCUCCAUCCAGCCAUGUAUCUGCUUGCUCUUGCCUAUAGAAGUCUAGAUAUUGAAGAUGCCAAGAUGAGGAAAAAGGCUAUGAAGGAUAUUGUUGAAGCAAACAUGUUCAGAAUCCUUAGCUGGUUCAAGAAACUUGUUUAGAGAUACUCCAGGUUUCCUUGGUCUUCCCACUUGCAGUAUUGCCCUCCUGCUAAUGCUCGAUAAAACCUGUCUCUGCAGUAAACUGGCCUUCCAUCAGCUGCUUCAGCUGCAGCAGCUGCUAGGUCAUCAUCAGACUUCACUUCUACUGGCAAGCGUAAAAGUUCUUCUUUCCUAAAAAUUGUGUUCAAAUCAAGAAAGUAAGUACAUCAUCAGAAUUUAUCAUUUUUAGUGUUUGUUUACUUGUUUAUUGGGGAAGAAGUUUCUUCAUGUCUGCCUUUGUUUACCUUAUGUUGAACUUGGCUGCCAUUUUUGAAUCUGAAACUUUAGAUGGGUCCUCCUUGGAAAAGGUGCUUUGAAUGAAAUCCUCGACUGGUGUAGCAAAAACAAAUAGAAAAACGGCUGCAACAAGUAAAACUCCUGUCCCAACUAGAGUCUGUUUCAGCAACUGGAUGACUGGUUUAACCUAGAUGCGCAAAUUUUCAAUUCUGCAACUCAGUAUGUAUAGUGACAUGUUUAUAUUGACUUCUAAACUAUGAGAACUCUAAUGCUUCAUUUAAAUCCAUGAAUAUAAGAACUGAAAUUUGUUGCUUCCUGGAUUAAGAGUUGCCCGAGUUUUUGAGAGCAGUGCAGUUUUAAAGAUAUUCUUUGUGAAAGCAAUGACUUAAGAGUUCUUCAAAGAUACUGCUUUACCAUCCUCAUACAACCUUAUAAGAACCGAGCAAUCUAUCACGAGCCAGAAUCUGCAUCAAAUAAUGCUGUUGUAAGCUCUAAGUGAUUGUGUUAAUGGACGAAACUAAUUAAGACUUACCCAAGAAAAUGAGAAAUAAAAUGUUAAAAUUUUAGAUGACUUUUUGCUUCGUUCCUGGGAAUUGUGUCUGAUACUACACUACUCUUUUAACUUCACUGUUUAGAAUGCUAACGAUCAUGAUUGUUUUUAGCCAUCAUUACAUCACAUUCGAUGCUUUUGAGCAUUUCCCUCUUCUCUCAUGCAAUUUCCAAACUAGUUGCAGGAAUUUUGGCUUACCUCUGGUGGUUUUACCCACAUUUGUCCAUCGUACCAUCCAGUUUCUUCAUAAGGUAUGACUGCUGAGAGAAGUCUGUCACCAACGUAACUCCAGCCCUGUUGCAUGGAUCUAAAUUGUCAUAUUUUCCCAAAACUUUAAAUUGAGAAACAGAGAGUUUAUCAGUUUAGCUGAUUAAGUUAAGUCAUCUAAAGGAGUUGGGUCUUAUUAGCUGCCUUAAAUUAUUUCAUACAUGUUCCGUAUAGCUGAAGAAGAACGAAAAAAUUUGUUCAGCCGUUUAUGUUUUAAAUGGCUCAUACCAGAUAAAUUCUCAAGACAAUUAGUGAAACAAGAAAGAGAGUUCCUGUGCCAGCCGCCAAGACAAAACGCAGAGGAUCCUGCACAGAUAUAAACGUUUUUGAGUUUGAAGAGGUUGGCAUAUAAUGAUUUUAAACAAAAUGAUGGAUAGUAGUUGUUAAAUCUUGUUUGUAACACUAUGUUCUUCAUGCUCCUAGUAUUUUUUUUUUUGUUUUUUUUUGUUUUGGUGAGCAUGUUAAGCAGAUGACAAAUUUUUAUGGAGCUUUUUCAUAAUUAUUUACGAUGCGCUGGCUAAGCUCUCCAGUUGCUGACUGAAUCUGAACUCUAAAGCUUUUAAGGUCCUAUCAGUUUUCUGUGAGCUCAAGAGAAACAUCUGCAGUUUUUGUGGUCCAAGGUUCAUACAUUAGGCAUGCAUUUUUUUAAUAGUGCGCUAAUUAUCAUGUUUUUGAAGCAGUAUGGAAAGCCUAUGAUAUCGGGGAGAAUUGUGAUACCUUUUCUGGACUGAAGCUUGCAGCUGCAAUUGGCACCCCUAGAGUGGUGAAAGUGACUAACCAAAGACCUCCAAGACGAAGAAAAAAGGAUCCCGGGCCCAAUUCAGCCCAUGAAUAUAAAGAAGAAUCUUUAAGUGAUGAGUACUCAUUCACCUGUAAGUUUAAGUCGGUUGGCAUGAUACUUUUCAUUUCAAAUCAACCUCAUAUAUAAUCACACAAUACAAGAAGCUAGGGUGUAAAAGAUAGUAUAGCAUAAAAUGUUUGACCUCUACUGCGUCAUGUGCAGUUUGUAAAUGGCUGUGAAACUCAAUUGAGGAUAUUCAAGCUUUUAAGCAAGAUGGGAGAAAAGCAUACCGGUCUUUGUUCAUAAGGCACCUCAAUUUCCAAUCCGGGGUCCCAAUUACGACCAGGUAAUCCACUUGUGCCUCCAUUUCUUUCAUCUUUGAGGGCUCUAAUGGUCACCCUUGCAGACAGAAAUUGGUUUCGGUUACAGUGAAUUAUCCAUGAGCUGCAGCCAGCCCCAGUUUUUGGUUUUGUUGGAUUUGGAAAGAGAGAACAAUAGACAUUCAACCUGAGCAUUUAUUGUUUUACCAGAAUUCAAGACCCUGAGAGUGGAAAAGGCUGAGCUUCUUCUGAUGGUGUUCUGUGAAUUGGAGAAGAAAGUAGUGAGAUAUCAGGAGUCGGAUAUUUCAAAGACCCUGCAUUAUUUUACGUGGAGGAAGAUAAUGGAGGCAGAAUGUUCUGUAUCAUAUAAUCUGAGAGUUGGGGUGGGGGAGAGGUUGGUUUUUUUUGGAGGCUUAUGCGUGACCCACACUUGAAGAGUUAAGAGCCACUAAGUUGGAUUAUCCGACUUCCAUUUUCUGCUGUUAUUAACUUUUUUGUUUUCAUUAUUUAUAUUUUUCUUUUGAUAUAUAAACACUUCCUAUAUAUAUAUGUUGGGUUCCAUUUUUAUUUUGUGGUUAACGUUGCUAACGCGUGGGACGAGUUAUGUGGGCAACAUGGCAGCAGCAACCGUGCACGCUGCAGUUAGUUACUUUCUUAUGCCUUCACGAGCUGUGUUGCUCCAAAACUUGGAAUAUCUUCAUUCCAGUUUAGCUAUGAAAAUCCUUCUCUAUACGUCUUAGCCAACAAAAAUCUUUCUAUUUUCUCAAGUAGUUUGAAGAAGCAUCGGAUCUCAUUUUACGUUGAAAUGUAGAAAUAAAUACGAAAAUUGGCAACAUCCUAAUUCAUCAAGUUCUAAAAAGGGUACAGAACAGCACUUCCCCAGGGAGUUACUUGUAUGCCUAAUGGAUCUGCU